Messenger RNA from Labeo rohita (rohu), 835 nucleotides. RefSeq names its product C-X-C motif chemokine 11. Gene Ontology annotation, molecular function: chemokine activity; CXCR chemokine receptor binding. Bases 13 to 285 code for a protein of 90 amino acids. The transcript is spliced from 3 exons. Gene Ontology annotation, biological process: inflammatory response; antimicrobial humoral immune response mediated by antimicrobial peptide; neutrophil chemotaxis. NCBI's taxonomy places the organism in Eukaryota, Metazoa, Chordata, Actinopteri, Cypriniformes, Cyprinidae. The record is from RefSeq and is a predicted model, not a curated record. Gene Ontology annotation, cellular component: extracellular region.
CAUUGGUCAGACAUGAGGCGGUCCAUCUAUCUCCUGUCCUUGAUCUUUCUGAUCUGCUUGACUUUCGCUGAGGGUCAUCGCAUGUUCGGAAAUAAGCGAUGCUUGUGCUCCAGAACACAUGACAGUCUGCGGCCUGGAAACAUCAAGGAGUGGAAAGUGCACAAACCAAGUGCAUCCUGUGACACCACUGAGAUCAUUGUGACUUUGAAGAAACCUCACAUAAAAGUCUGCCUGAAUCCUAAUUCAAAGCAAGGACGCGGACUACAAGAAAAUGAAGACAGCUGAGUGCCAAGUACAUUCUAGAUCCAUCAGAUGACUAUGUCCAAGGUUCGUUUUGUGAUUGUGGAUUUGCAGAGAAAUGGAAAUGGUGUCUCACAAUAAAAGUGAUUUAACUAAAAAAAAAAAUUACAGUAGGGCAUUAGCCAAUGGCAACAGAACCAAUUAAAUGUCUUUAAGAUCCUACAUAAUACUUUUACCUACUUUUACACACUCAAAUAGAUGCAUGCUGUCUGAUUUUUUUUAAUUUUUUUAAAAAUAGAUGAGGAUUGAUCACACUUUCUGAAAAAGGUCUAGGCUAUGACACGCACAAAAGAGCAAUUAAAAAGUAAUUAAUUUUAAAAUUAAACUUUCAUUGGAUUAAUGAAAGUUAAUUACUACAAUUAAGCAUUGUAAAAAAGGAGAGGCAUGAAAGGAAAAGCACAUUUUGCUAUUUUACUGCUAUUUUAACAGCAAAUUAAUGGAAAAAAUGUCGAAUUACAGUGCCAUUAUUUUUUCUUCAUGUUCUGAAGAUUUUAGACAGCCGUCUACUCCUACUCCUACUCUAAAUGUAUUUUUU